Molecule: messenger RNA, 1616 nt
Organism: Castor canadensis (American beaver)
Lineage: Eukaryota; Metazoa; Chordata; Mammalia; Rodentia; Castoridae
Gene: Rgs2
Product: regulator of G protein signaling 2
Source: RefSeq, a predicted model, not a curated record
AACGACCGCGCACACCCAAGGGUUUCUUCUGUUCCCACUCGGGUGCGCACGAAACCGAUGCGCCUACGUCAGCAGCGCCCGCGCUUCCAGACCCUUCGGCGACGGCCGUGACUGCCGCAGGUCGGCGCUGCCCCGCCCCCGGGCCCAUCUGAAGCCGGCCAAUCCGCGCCCUCUGGAGGUGGGGCCGGCGCCGUGAGGCCCCGCCCCUGAGCCGCAGCCUGUAUUAAAAGCCGCGGGGCGUGCCGACCCGCAAUCAGCUGAGGCGCCAGCUGGGAGGGCUAUAAUGCAGAGUGCCAUGUUCCUGGCUGUCCAGCACGACUGCGUACCUACCAUGGACAAGAGUGCAGGCAGUGGCCCCAAGAGCGAGGAGAAACGGGAGAAGAUGAAACGGACCUUUUUAAAAGAUUGGAAGACCCGUUUGAGCUACUUCUUGCAAAAUUCAUCCUCUCCUGGGAAGCCCAAAACCGGCAAGAAAAGCAAACAGCAAACUUUCAUGAAGCCAUCUCCUGAGGAAGCACUGCUGUGGUCAGAAGCAUUCGAUGAGCUGCUAGCAAGUAAAUAUGGUCUUGCUGCAUUCAGGGCUUUUUUAAAAUCUGAAUUCUGUGAAGAAAAUAUUGAAUUCUGGUUGGCUUGUGAAGACUUCAAGAAAACCAAAUCACCUCAAAAGCUGUCCUCAAAAGCAAGAAAAAUAUAUACUGACUUCAUAGAAAAGGAAGCUCCAAAAGAGAUAAACAUAGACUUUCAAACCAAAACUCUGAUCGCCCAAAAUAUACAAGAGGCUACAAGUGGCUGCUUUACAACUGCCCAGAAAAGGGUAUACAGCUUGAUGGAGAACAACUCUUAUCCUCGUUUCUUGGAGUCAGAAUUCUACCAGGACUUGUGUAAAAAGCCACAGAUCACCACCGAUUCCCAUGCUACAUGAGAUGAAAGAAGGAGCCCCAAAACAGAGGACAUUUCUUUCUUUUUCAUAAGGGGAAAGGCUCUGACUGGCCAAAAAGACUAACCUUGCAUUCAGCCUGGGUGUUCAGGAAACAUCACUCAGAACUAUUGAUUCAAAGUUGGGUAGUGAAUCCAGAAGCCAACAAUCUAGGGGAAGCUUGUGUUAGAAGGGCUUCCCUUACUGUGUGAAGAACAUGGGGAGGGAACAGUGGUCUCAGAGUGCUGUGGCUCACUGGAAAAGCAGUAGAGUGAGGUGAAACAUAAGACGUAAUACUGUUGGUCCAAAUAUAUUUAAAAUAAAUAGGUCUAGGAUUAUGUGGCCUUAGCCAGCUGGCUGUACAUCUUUCUCUAAAUCAGUCCAUGUGACCACAUAGUGGUUUUAGUUUUAGUUUAGAGGUUUUUUUAGUACUAAAUUACAUUAAAAUGUUUACUGUAUGCAAGAGUAUUUGAAGUUUUUAGGACUCCAGUUCAUCAGUACUGUUGUCUCAUGUAUUGCUGAAACUGAAAAGGUCUAUUUGAAUUGUUAAAUGGUGUGUGAAAUGGAAUGAAUGGUGUUGUGUAGAAACCUAUGGUGUCCGUUAUGAGUGCCAAAAACUGUCUUGAAGGCAGCUAAACUUUGAAGUGGUCUUUGAAUACUUUAUAAAUAAAUUUAUUUUGAUAAAUAACAUCAUUGAACA